AUGAAGCUAGGAAGCAUUCUCCUACUUGUGGUUGCUUUGAUUUCUCUCUUCAACCUUAGCUAUGGAUCUGGUAUAGAACCCAAUGUCAAAUUUUGCCCUAAAGUUCUUACAGGAUUGAGUGGUGACUGCCUACAUGCUCAACGUGACUGUAAUGCUGAAAUGAAUGCAAGGUUUAAAGGUGGUCAGGCUCGUCGUUGUAGAUGUGACACUACUGUUAAUACACACACAUGCUCAUGUUGUAUACUUUGUGGAUUAAAUGAGCAUGAGAAUAAUGAGCUAGAUGAUGAUACUCAAUGCUAUUAA
This is a messenger RNA of Lathyrus sativus (Indian pea), 303 nucleotides long. Lineage: Eukaryota; Viridiplantae; Streptophyta; Magnoliopsida; Fabales; Fabaceae. The record is from the annotation of a GenBank genome assembly.